AUGAUUGCGUCAAAUAUGAUUCAGACACGGGAUGACGUUUUGAUUUCUCAUGUUUUGCCUAUUGCUGGAAAUAGUAAUCCGCUUGAGAGGGAAACACAAAUAUCCCCAUCGAUUGCAUCAAAUAUGUCUCAGACACGGGAUGAAGUUUUAAUUACCCAUGAUUUGCAAAAUGAUGGAGGAACACAAAUAUCACCAUUGAUUAUGCCAAACCUGACUCAGACACGUGAUGAAAUGUCCAGUAAUCGCAAUUCGCCUAUUGCUGGAAGUAGUAAUGCAUUUGAGAGAGGAUUGAACUUGAUGGGUCCUGUUGUAGAUGGAUCUGAAAGGUCCAAAUUGUCAUAUUUUUCUAGCAGAUGCGGUAAACAAGUUUUGGGAGAAGAGUUACAUUCUUUUUCAGAGAUCUCGUCGUCAACUUGUGCUACAAAUUAA
Eruca vesicaria subsp. sativa (arugula) is the source of this 429-nucleotide messenger RNA. The record is from the annotation of a GenBank genome assembly. NCBI's taxonomy places the organism in Eukaryota, Viridiplantae, Streptophyta, Magnoliopsida, Brassicales, Brassicaceae.